UUUUGGUUUAUUGGGGAGUAGGAAAUUAGAUGAAAUUCAAGUUUGGGACUUUAUUUUUCUUAUUAAAGUAAUGGAUGUGGAAAAGAUUCUGUGUUUUCUAUUCCUUGACUGAAAAAGAUUCGACCUUCAUGAACUCAAAAGGAAGCGCGCUUACUUUUGGCGCUCACUGAAAAAUAAAACGGCUUAAUUUUCGUGUUCUUCUAGAAUGAAAAGAGUACGGACUCACAGAGUCACACUCGCUCUGUAGUUAUUUAGAGAAAUACGAAGAAUCGUCGUGCUUUAAUGGCAAAUCCUCACCGAUUGCACUUGGAAUUUAUCCAAAACGACCAGCUUUACGGCGCCGUUGAGCAAGUCAUCGAUGUCCAAGACGAAGACGACGAAGAAGAAGGAGAGGCGGAGGAGGAGGAGGACGACGACGGAGAAGAAGAAGAAGAAGAAGAAGAAGAGGACGAGCACCAGGUGGCGGAUGAAGAGCCAGUUAGGGUAUCGCAUGGCGAAGCAGCAGCAUUCGAGAAUGGGGUUGAAGAAGCGGGAGAGAAGCGGAGAAGAAUUGAUUCAGGAGAUGAAGCGCUCUUGUGGGGUGGAGUCGGGUCCGUACCAGGAUCUUCUCAAGGGAAUGAGUGCAAAUGGAGCGAAAUUGAUGGGCUUUUUUGCCCUAUUUGCAUGGAAGCUUGGACCAGUGACGGAGUCCAUCAUAUCUGUUGUCUUCCUUGUGGGCACAUAUAUGGUAUGUCUUGCAUAAAAAGAUGGCUACAGCAGCGUAGAAAUUCGGGAAAGUGUCCUCAAUGUAACAGGAAGUGCACAUUGAAGGAUGUGAGGAAACUUUUUGCACCCAGGAUUGUUGCUCUUGAUGAAGAAUCACAAAAGAGAAUCCGGUCACUUGAGGCUAAAUGUGCUUCUCUUAAGAAGAAGGAAGUUGGUUGGGGUAAGAAAGAAGCUGAAUGGAAAAAGAGAGAGGCUGAGUUGCAUCUGAAAGUUAAACAGCUUACUGAGCAGAGGACAACUUAUUUGGAGCAUUUAGUAGCAGAUAGGCAGAGCAGACCAUCUGAAUCAUCCAAUAUAAGAAGGGACUUUCAGGGAAGAUCUGUACACGUAGGGAAUCAAAUUCAAGCCAGCUCAAAAUUCUGCAGACAAGAAUCCUCCUGCAAUUUUAAAUUACAGAAGGAUAUGCAGGUGGAUGGAGCUUGUUUAUUUGAUAUAGAUGCUGCUAACCAACUUUUGUUAAUUGCACGGAGCCUAUCAGGAGUGGGUGUAUCCCAUGUACUUACUAAAAUGAGUAUGAUUCCUCCGUAUGAAAGAGAAGAUAUUUUGCUUCCUUCUGCCACAAAUUUAAUAAAGGACCUGCACAUUUCUCCCUUUAAUAGUAGCCUUGCCCUCCUUGCUUCUCUGGGAAAGAAAUUAUCAGUUAUCAGUAUGGAAAGCAACAAUGUCAUCCUUGCCUAUGAUUUACCGGUUGCUGCUUGGACAUGUUCAUGGGAUCUCAACAGUUCACAUUAUAUAUAUGUAGGAUUACAGAAUGGCUCAGUUAUGGUGUUUGACAUGCGUCAAACUACAGGGCCCAUGAAUUCCCUAAGGGGCCUGACAAGCAACCCGGUUCAUACGUUACAUUCUCUUUUACACAAUUCAACUCCCCCUUCUGGUUCUAGAUCAGUCCUGUCCGCUUCCUCAGUUGGCCUAUGCCAGUGGAACUUUGAUGGUUCUGAUGAAGGGCCAUCUUUUGUUCAUGGGAUGGAGAAUCAAGGAGUUUGUAUAUCACUUGCUUACUGUCCUAGCAGUGAUGACAUUGUUGCCUCGUAUCGUCCUAAAGUUGAAAUGUCUAAUGAGAUGGCUCUCACUCAACCUUCACUAACUCAAUCCCGGGUUCCUGGACAAGGAGUAGUGGGUUCCCAUGUUCAUUUAAAGAGGGUGGGCAGCAGCAAUUUUCAAAAGUUGAGCUCUAUAUAUGCUAAUGUAAACGAUAUUCGACUGCCAAAAUCUGCAAUUAUAGACAUAGAGGACCGUAGCCAGUUGUUUGCAUCCAGCAAUGAAGCAACUUCUGAAUUACUGUUACAGGAGCUGCCCUCUUUUACAGUUUGUCAGCGUCUGAAGUCUGAGAGGCAUCCUCUCCGUGACAUGAAGUACACACAUGCUUUAAGCCAGUGUUUACUUGGUUGUUUAUGUGAUGAUACGCUUCAAAUUUUCAAUACUCAGCCAUCUUGAAGAUCAUUUUUCUUUUGUUGUGAAGAUUACUGCCUUCCAACCCUUACCUGGCAAACCACUUUUCGUCCUGGUUGCCUAAUGUUCCCACUUAUCCAGCUACCCGUGGCUACAACUUCCAGCUCAAUUAAAAAACAUAAUAGAAGGAAAAGGGAGUCUACGUUUCACCUUCACCUUUAUGCGGUGGUUCUCCAGGAGCUAGACAUUGCCAAAAUAGCAUGUAAGAAUUAUGUAUAUUCCAACUUGUAGAGAUUUGACGCCAAGUAUUUGAGCUUUCUAUAGGGUAUGUAGGAGUAGGAAUCUGGAAUAUUCCAAUACUUUGACUGAUUUGGCAUGUAAUUUUGAUAAGCAUGCUGUAAUGUGUAAUACAAAUGCCUCCGGGCUUUUGUCAAUUCCCAGUCACAUCAGUAGUAUAAGGAAUUAAAUAUGCUUUAAAUGGAAAUGUUUAAAUGGAAAUGGAGUUUCAUACUUUCUGUUUU
Ziziphus jujuba (common jujube) is the source of this 2675-nucleotide messenger RNA. RefSeq lists its product as uncharacterized. Gene Ontology annotation, cellular component: nucleus. Gene Ontology annotation, molecular function: protein binding; ubiquitin protein ligase activity. Bases 283 to 2199 code for a protein of 638 amino acids. Lineage: Eukaryota; Viridiplantae; Streptophyta; Magnoliopsida; Rosales; Rhamnaceae. Gene Ontology annotation, biological process: interstrand cross-link repair; protein ubiquitination. The record is from RefSeq and is a predicted model, not a curated record. The transcript is spliced from 14 exons.